AUGGUUUCCCCCGGAUCGGAAAUCCUCGACUAUCUGGUCGGCGUCGCUGAGAAGUACCACGUCAACAAGCACUUCGUGGGCGGGACUGUGUGGCAGGGAGCCCGCUGGCAAGACUCCACACACACCUGGCAGGUGCAGUUGCAGGAUAUACUAACGGGUCAGUUGUUCACCCGCGAGUGCUGUGUGCUGAUCUCGGCGGUCGGCGGCCUCGUGGACCCGCAUCCCUUUCGGGUGCCGGGCAUUGAGACAUUCUCUGGUGAUAUCAUGCAUACAGCCAGGUGGAAGCAGGAGGUGAAUGUGGAUGCAAAGAAAGUCGCCGUCAUUGGUAACGGAGCGUCUGCAUCGCAGCUGGUGUCCGCCAUUGCGGAGAAAACUCAUUCCGUCACUCAGCUCAUGCGUACACCACACCACAUCAUGCCGAGCUGGAACUUGAGGAUUUCGUCCACGUAUCAAACCCUGUUACGCUACAUCCCCGGUCUCUUAUUCCUACUGCGCAUCUUGUUAGUUGGUUAUAUGGAGACCUCGUUCAGACAAUUCGACGCCAGGGAGUCCAGAGUCCCGGAAAGGAUGCGCUCGGUUGCAUCGAGCUAUGAGCAUAUCCAAAAGAAUGCGCCCAGUAAGGAGACUCCCUUAGGAAGAAUGAGGAUCUCUUCGACUGACAAAGCAACCUCGCUAGCGAAGUAUUGGAACCUUCUUCUCCCGACAUACGAAUUUGGAUGCAAGCGACGGAUUUUCGACCGCCACUACAUCUCCACAUUGCGUCGGAGCAAUGUUCACUUGGUCGACGAUAGAGUAACGGCGAUCGAAGGCAAAGAUAUCCUAACACGGACGGGCAUGCGUUUCGAGGCUGACGUGCUGAUUCUUGCUACGGGAUUUUCUUUGACGCAGUAUGAUAUCCCCCUGAUCGGUCGACACGGCAAGCCCCUUCAAAGUCACUGGGAUGCAUGUGGAAACAAGUCUGUGUACAAAUCCGUGGCGAUGCAUGGAUUUCCCAACUUCUUCUUCGUCUUGGGUCCGAACUCCGGGCGAGCUAACACGUCGACAAUUUUGUCAAUCGAAAGUUUCGUGGAAUUGAUCAUUGCCGCCGUUGGCCCGGUUUUUCGGGGGGAGCAUACUUCCGUCGAGGUCCAAUUGGAGAGUGAGAAAAUGUACAAUGACAAUCUGCGGUCGUCUCUCAGACAUUCAGUACAAGACAAUUCGUGUGCAAGCGUAGGUCUUGAAGCCGUCGAUCCCUCCUCUUCCGAGGCUGGAUCACCACGUGUCCUUAGGUAUUUCGGUGGCUGA
Penicillium alfredii is the source of this 1284-nucleotide messenger RNA. RefSeq names its product flavin-containing monooxygenase. Lineage: Eukaryota; Fungi; Ascomycota; Eurotiomycetes; Eurotiales; Aspergillaceae. The record is from RefSeq and is a predicted model, not a curated record. The transcript has 6 exons. Gene Ontology annotation, molecular function: flavin adenine dinucleotide binding; N,N-dimethylaniline monooxygenase activity; NADP binding. Bases 1 to 1284 code for a protein of 427 amino acids.